AUGGUUCUCUUUCUCACUUUGUUUUCUCUCACAAAGAGAGGAUCCUAUGCUAUUAGUCCGAUCAAUUUAUGGCAAGGCUACGACGGUGACGGGGGAGAGGCGUGGGUCUGGGCUCGUGGUCUUCCUCGUCUCAGAUGCGGGCUCAAUGGUGGGGAUGGGGAUCGAUGUGAUGAGAAGAAAAGAUUUGACAUCAAUGGACAAGUGACUGGGUUUGGUCAUCCAGACUGGGCGAGGACACAUGAAGCAGCUUCUGGAACAUGCCCUGUGGUUUCUACUCUUGUUGAAGGAGGAGCCACUUGCAUUGGUAAAAUUGUGGUAGAUGAAUUAGCCUAUGGAACUCGUGUUACUCUUAAAAGAGAUGGCGUUGUUUUAGAUUUAGUUCUUCCUCCCACAAAGGUUAACAAUCUAAUAUUCAGACGGACAUGGAUUGAUUCACCAGGGGAAAUGAUCAUGACUAAUCAAACUACAGGGGACAAGGCUGUGCUAUACUUUCAACCAUGUGGUUGGUUCGGAGUUGGUCGCUAUGAAGUUGAUGGAUAUAUUUAUAAUGCUGCCGAGGAGCCUAAAAUACUGAUCACAGGGAAAUGGAAUGAGUCACUGAGCUGCCAACCAUGCGAUUUGGAAGGCGAACCUAUUCCAGGAGCAGAGUUGAAAGAGGUUUGGCAUGUUGCUGAUGUGCCUAAGAACGACAAAUUUCAGUUGGCAAUUCUAUUUUUUCUGUUUAUAUCCACUUGGCAAUCCUACUAUUGAUUAUUUUUUAACAUU
This is a messenger RNA of Humulus lupulus (European hop), 765 nucleotides long. RefSeq lists its product as uncharacterized. Gene Ontology annotation, cellular component: cytosol; intracellular membrane-bounded organelle; membrane. The record is from RefSeq and is a predicted model, not a curated record. NCBI's taxonomy places the organism in Eukaryota, Viridiplantae, Streptophyta, Magnoliopsida, Rosales, Cannabaceae. Gene Ontology annotation, molecular function: sterol binding. The coding region runs from base 1 to 750 and encodes 249 amino acids. The transcript has 5 exons.